This is a messenger RNA of Volvox carteri f. nagariensis, 561 nucleotides long. RefSeq lists its product as uncharacterized. Gene Ontology annotation, biological process: positive regulation of translational elongation; positive regulation of translational termination. The transcript is spliced from 2 exons. The record is from RefSeq and is a predicted model, not a curated record. Lineage: Eukaryota; Viridiplantae; Chlorophyta; Chlorophyceae; Chlamydomonadales; Volvocaceae. The coding region runs from base 1 to 561 and encodes 186 amino acids. Gene Ontology annotation, molecular function: translation elongation factor activity; ribosome binding; RNA binding.
AUGGAGGAUCGUGUGCAGCAGUUUCACCUAGACGCGCAACGCCCACGCGACGCGAAGACUCCCAAGGAGAUCGAGCGCCUCCGAAAAUUUCUCUACAAGAAUCAAGAAUACAGAUUCACGGAACGCGAGCAAUCACAACUUUUCUCCGCCAUACAAGCGCACUACGCCGCGCACGCAGACCUGCCCGACGAAAGUGCAAAGGAGCCGGCGCUGCAGCUGAUAGAUGACGCUUUGAAAAUGCCCUUUACAGUUUUUACGACCAGCCAAAAAAAGACAUUUUUGAAAUGGCACGCUAAGCUAACUGGUGAAGGCGAUGGCAAGCUUUCAUCGGCAGCAGCGGUCGUCGCACCAGACCGAGCAGAGUAUCAAGUAAUUGACUUGAUUGGAGAUACAGUUACCUGUAUGACGGACGAAGGCGACGAUUUUACGGUGGACCUGAAGGGCAGCGAUGCAGGCAUGGUCGCGCAGUUGCGGAGCCAGUUCGAGGGCGGUGCAGCUGUCACGGUGACUCUCGAUUUGGGGAGGCGAACGCUGCUGGCAGCUCGCACGGAAGAGACCUAG